This is a messenger RNA of Colletotrichum paranaense, 2679 nucleotides long. Its product is annotated as voltage gated chloride channel. Lineage: Eukaryota; Fungi; Ascomycota; Sordariomycetes; Glomerellales; Glomerellaceae. The record is from RefSeq and is a predicted model, not a curated record. Gene Ontology annotation, molecular function: voltage-gated chloride channel activity. Gene Ontology annotation, biological process: chloride transport; transmembrane transport. The transcript has 6 exons. Gene Ontology annotation, cellular component: plasma membrane; Golgi apparatus; early endosome. The coding region runs from base 1 to 2679 and encodes 892 amino acids.
AUGGCCGGUCCUGUACACUAUGAUUCGUCCGCCUCUUCCUCAUCGCGUCCGCUGAAUAGCGGCGCCGGCAACAGCAACAGCAAUACAGACCCCGCCGAUCGAGACGAAUUGGACUUCUGGAGCGAAGACGAAGACGUCGCCGAUGUCCUGAUCGAGGACCCGAUACACGAGGACCUCGACGAACCCCUAUCUUUCAAGCGAAAACAGAAACAAAACGCUCUCUCAGCUCCGAGCCGCCUCCUAUCCGCCUUCACCGGUUCGCGAUCAGGCACUGCCUCCCCUCACUCCUCGCCGCGAGCGCGAACGCCUACCCACGAUCCAAACCGAUCACCUCGGAGAGCAGGCGCACAUGGCCUUACGAGCCAGGUUACCAAAGAUGGCGCGCCGCUAGAUUGGUACGUGGAAGGGCCGGGAAGGAGAGUGGGAUACGAGGAUUUGACGGCCAUCGAUUGGAUUUUCGAAUACACAAAGGAGCGUCAGCGUCUGCGCGUCCUCCAUUCAGGGGCGCAAGGGCUGCUUGGGCUUUUCAAGCAGCUCGUAGAUGCCAGUGAGGUCUGGAUCAUUCUGAUCUUGACUGGCAUGGCUGUUGGCGCUGUUGCUGCUGGCAUCGACAUAACCACCGACUGGCUUGGCGACCUGAAAACAGGGUACUGCUCCAGCGGCCCAGAAGGAGGCGCAUUCUACCUGAACAAGAACUUUUGCUGCUGGGGUUACAACGAGAUGUCAAAGUGCGGCGGCUGGACACCCUGGGCGAAGGCUUUGGGGGUUUCUUCCGGCGGUGGAAAGUGGUUCAUAGAGUACUUCUUCUUUCUUGUCCUUUCUGUCAUUUUGGCAUCUGCCGCAGCUAUGCUAGUCCAGGAGUACGGAAUGUAUGCCAAACACAGCGGUAUACCCGAAAUCAAGACGGUGUUGGGUGGUUUCAUUAUCCGAAGGUUUCUUGGCAGCUGGACUUUGAUCACCAAGUCAUUAGGUUUGUGUCUUGCGGUUGGUUCAGGCAUGUGGCUAGGCAAAGAGGGACCUCUGGUUCACGUUGCAUGUUGUUGCGCCAAUCUCUUUAUCAAGCUCUUCAAGAACAUCAACGACAACGAGGCUCGAAAAAGAGAGGUUCUCUCUGCUGCUGCCGCCUCUGGAAUUUCGGUCGCUUUUGGCUCGCCAAUCGGAGGAGUGUUAUUCAGUCUAGAGCAACUCUCAUACUACUUUCCGGACAAGACCAUGUGGCAGAGUUUCGUCUGUGCCAUGACUGCUGCCGUCGUUCUGCAGGCAUUUGAUCCGUUCCGCACCGGGCAGCUUGUCAUGUACCAAGUCAAAUUCAGCACGGGAUGGCACGGCUUUGAACUGAUUCCGUUUGUCUUCCUUGGCAUCCUUGGUGGAAUAUACGGUGGCCUCUUCAUCAAAGCGAACAUGGCCGUAGCACGAUGGAAGAAGAACACGCCGUGGCUACCAGGGCCCAUUACUCAAGUCGCUGCGAUCGCCCUUCUGACGGCGCUCAUCAACUAUCCCAACCAUUACAUGAAGUUCCAGACGUCGGAACUUGUCUCCAACCUAUUUGUCGAGUGCUCCAAGUACGUCGACGACCAAAUCGGUCUCUGUAAGACUGGGGCCGCAUCAGCACCAACUAUUGUUCUUCUGAUAUUUGGGGCUAUCCUUGGUUUCUUCCUCGCCACCAUCACGUUCGGCCUUCAGCUACCUGCUGGCAUUAUUCUGCCUUCAAUGGCUAUUGGAGCUCUGACGGGCAGAGCCGUGGGUAUCAUCAUGGAGAUCUGGGUAACGAACCACCCAACGUUCUUCGCAUUUGCCUCCUGCGAACCAGAUGUUCCUUGCGUAACACCGGGAACAUAUGCCAUCAUUGGUGCUGCAGCUACGCUUGCCGGCGUCACUCGAAUGACGGUCUCAAUUGUUGUCAUCAUGUUCGAGCUCACAGGAGCUCUGACCUAUGUACUGCCCAUCAUGAUCGCUGUCAUGCUGUCUAAAUGGGUGGGAGAUGCGUUUUCCCGGAAGGGAAUUUACGAAGCAUGGAUCCACUUCAAUGAGUAUCCCUUCCUGGAUAACAGCGAGGAGAUGGUCAUCCCCGAUAUCCCCGCCUCGCAAAUUAUGACUCGCAUCGAAGACUUGGUUGUGCUCACCGCGACGGGCCAUACUAUUGGCAGCUUAAAGAACAUUCUCGACACGCACACCUACAGAGGGUUUCCUGUUAUUUCAGAUCCCCGUGAAGCCAUUCUGCUGGGAUACAUCUCCCGUGCAGAACUCACCUACAACUUGCAAAUGUGUUCGCAGCCACCGCGAUCGCUUCCGCCAGAGACGGAAGCCUUCUUCUCUCACCAGCCCCUCGCAGACCCACGUACGACGCUUGAUCUUCGACCGUGGAUGGACCAGACGCCCAUCACUAUGGCGUCAAGGUCUAACCUGCACCUUGCCGUCAGCUAUUUUCAGAAGCUCGGCCUGCGCUAUGUUCUGUUCAGUGACCGCGGUGCUUUACAGGGUCUCUUGACCAAAAAGGACGUGUGGUACGUUCUCAAUGGCGCAGAGGAGACGCGGCGGACGAGUGGGUUGUCGAGAGAUAUGGGUGUCGAGACCGGCCUCACGAGAGAGGGCGGCGGUGGCGAGCAUCAGGGUCUGUUAAGGGAUGACGGGCAUGAGGAGGGAAUUAGUCCUGCAGAAGAUCGGGGUCCGAUUUUAUAA